Messenger RNA from Funneliformis mosseae, 597 nucleotides. NCBI's taxonomy places the organism in Eukaryota, Fungi, Glomeromycota, Glomeromycetes, Glomerales, Glomeraceae. The record is from the annotation of a GenBank genome assembly.
AUGUCAAAUCAGAAAAGAGGAGUAUAUGAAGAAGGAACGCAAGACACAAGUUUCCGUCGAACAUGGGAUAAAGAAGAAUUUAAACGUAGGGCUCGUGAAAGAUCGCGAAUAGAACGUGAAAAAGAGGAGGAAGAAGAUCGUAAACGUAAAGGUUUAAAACCCAAGAAUAUUGAUAGUUCUGAAGCUGAACCUGCACGAGAGCUAUUAAGAGCUCGUACGGAGAAAGUUGUUUUAGAUGCGAACUUGAAUAAAGUUCAGGUAGUGCAAUCUACAAAUAUCGCUUCAAAACAACCUGAUCAACGAGCUCUUGGUAUGUCUAUGAAAGUUGAAAGAAGCACAUUAGAUCAAGUCAAGAAUAGAUUAGAAAAUUUGAAAAAGAAGCAAGAACCACAAGAAUACGAUCUCGACGCACGAGUUGAACAAUUACAAAAACAAGAGGAAGAAGAAAAGAGGCGAAGGAAAGAACGUAAAAAAGCCAAGAAAAGAGGUGAAUCAAGUCAAAAUACUGUCAAGGAGGAAGAUAGUCCGGAAAAUGAAGUCAAUCCCGAGAUGGCAAAGUUUAUGGGAUUUGUUGGUUUUGGCUCUACAAAAUCUUGA